Elgaria multicarinata webbii is the source of this 3140-nucleotide messenger RNA. RefSeq names its product protein zyg-11 homolog B-like. The transcript is spliced from 14 exons. Bases 49 to 2340 code for a protein of 763 amino acids. The record is from RefSeq and is a predicted model, not a curated record. Gene Ontology annotation, cellular component: Cul2-RING ubiquitin ligase complex. NCBI's taxonomy places the organism in Eukaryota, Metazoa, Chordata, Lepidosauria, Squamata, Anguidae.
CCCCUCCUCCCUUUUCUCCUAUGGUGGAGUUGACGCCGGUUCCUUGCAAUGGUGCGAUUCCUGCAUAUCCAGAACCGGCAACGAGCCCCGCUGACCAUCUGCGGAGAUUGUCCUGCUGUGCAGGCUGAAGCAUCUCCAUAUUCUCUAGUUGACAUCUGCUUGAAUGCCUUGGUUGCUGAUUUAGAAAAGUUUUGUAUAGAAAGGCCAGAUGGGUCAUUGUGCUUGAAAGAAUCUGAAAGGCUUCCUCAAGAAGUGGCUGAUCGAUUAUUGCAGACGAUGGCAUAUCGAGAGCUGUUGAACGAUGGCACAGUGGGCAUUUUCCGAGGCAACCAAAUGCGUCUGAAGCAAGCUUGUAUCCGCAAAGCAAAAAUCUCAGCCCAGUCCUUCAAGAAGGCUUUCUGCCAUCAUAAACUAGUAGAACUUGAUGCUGCAGGAAUGAAUGAUGCCGUUACUGUUGCAGAUGUUGUGAGUGGGCUGGGCAGCAGCACAUGGAUCCAGAACAACCUUCAGUGCCUUGUCUUGGACUCGUUAACUCUUUCCCCCCCAAAUCCCUUCGAACGGUGCUUUAGUCAGCUGUCUGGUCUUCGUUCUCUGAGCAUUACCAAUGUGCUCUUCCGUGAUGGAGAUCUAGCAGAGGUUGCUUCCCUGCCAAGAUUAGAAAGCUUGGAUAUAUCCAACACUUCUGUCACAAACAUAACUGCACUCCUUUCCUGCAGGAAUCGACUGAAGUCUCUAACUAUGCAUAGUUUAAAAUGUUUGAAAAUGUCGACACCAAAGUUCUUAGAUGUAAUAAGAGGACUAAAGAACCUUAUUCACUUUGAUAUCUCAGAUGAGCAGCAUUCCACGUCAGAUAUUCCCUUUCGUUUGCUAGGGCAAAAAGACAUUCUACCCAAUCUUGGAUCUUUGGACAUUUCUGGAAGUAAAUACAUUACUGAUGAGGCUGUAGAAGCAUUUGUCAGACAACGGCCAAGAAUGCGGUUUGUGGGUUUGCUGGGUACUGAAGCUGGAUACACAGAGUUCCUUUCAGGAGAGGGAACCUUGAAGGUAUCAGGAGGAGAAAAUGAAAUGCAGAUUUUGGAAGCGCUGAAACGCUACAGUGAAAGGGCAUGCUUUGUGAAGGAAGCCUUCUUUCACCUUUUUACUCAGACGUGUUUUAUGAGAAUUACAAAGCCUGAAAUACUAAAGCUUGUGAUCAUUGGAAUGAGGAAUCACCCUUCGGACUUAGCAGUACAAUUAACCGCUAGUGCCUGUGCCCUUAACUUAACUAGACAAGGCUUAGCAGCAGGCAUGCCUGUUCGUCUGCUCUCCAGUGUAAUCCAGUUGCUCCUCAAAGCCAUGGAAACCUUUCCUGAACAGCAGCAGCUCCAGAAGAACUGUCUCCUUUCGUUAUCUAGUGUCAGGAUCCUGCAAGAUGUUCCAUUUAACAGGUUUGCAGCUGCCAAAUUUGUUGUUCAAUGGCUGUGUAACCAGGAAAAUCAACACAUACAAAGAAUUGCGGUCAAUAUAAUCUCUAUUCUAGCACUUAAGCUUUCAGAUGAGCAAGCUGCACAACUUACUUCAGAGUUCUACAUUGUUGUUGGGAAACUUCUUGAAAUAGUUGAACAGAAAACAAAUCAGAAUGAAUUAGAUACGACUUUUCAUUUUACACUGAGUGCACUUUGGAAUCUCACAGAUGAAGCUCCAACUACAUGUGAGCACUUCAUUGACAACAAAGGCGUGGGGCUUUUCAUGAGAGUUUUAGAGACGUUUUCGUCAGACUCUUCUAUACAACAUAAAGUUCUUGGCCUUCUGAACAAUGUAUCAGAAGUAAGAGAACUACAUCCCAGGUUAAUGCACAAGGACUUCAUAGAUCAUGUCAGUGAACUACUGAGCAGCGCUGAGAUGGAAGUCAGUUACUUCUCAGCCGGGAUUGUUGCCAAUUUGUUAUCUAGAGGCGAACAAGCCUGGACAUUGAGUCAAACACAGAGAAGAUCCCUCAUUGAAAAGAUGCAUUCAGCCCUUUUGAAGUGGCCAACACCAGAAUGCAAGAUGGUAGCACUGCCUGCCUACAGAUCCCUCAAGCCUUUCUACCCAUUGCUGGACUGCUUUGCAUUACCUGGAGUACAGAUCUGGGCAGCAUGGGCAAUCCUGCACAUCUGCUGCAAAACCCCUGCCAGAUACUGUGCUAUGUUAAUAGAAGAGAAUGGAGUACAACACUUACAUAAUAUCAAAGAAAAUGACCAGAGCGAUCCAGAUGUCCAAUAUCUAACAACUGAGAUACUAACUUACAUGGACACUCACAUGAAAUAUUAUGGAAAGCCAAAACACUUAAAGGAGCUACAGACCAAGUCAAAUGGAUAACUGAUGCCACAGCUGUAGCUUUAUCCUGUAAUUUUCACAAGCUGUGCUGGUGAUUCUUUAUCCUUUCACAGUCAUUUCCGAUCAAGAUGGCCCUUCCUGAGGAUACCUGUUAUUUGCAACUUGCCUUCUGACAAGAGAAAUGGGGCACCAUCCCUAGAGCAAACUGCUUAGCAGUUUACCAUACACGGCUUGAAGAGUCCGGUGUUUGCAAGCCGCCGAUUUUUAUAGUGGCAGUCAGGAAGUCAAGACUUUAAAACUACUUGCUUUCCUGGCAGUAAUCCCUCAAAUUCAGGAACUGUUCCUGAAUCAACAAUAGCUUAUGGUUGCUGAAAGAAAAUGAUUGGUUAGCCUUACUGGUUCAAGAUGAAACACACCAGGUUGUGGGAGAGAGAGAGUUUUGAAAAUACUGGGGAAGUGAACACUAGUUUAUCCCAACUAAAACAUUAGAUUAGUCUGCAGGUCGUUACAACUUUCAUGAUCUGCUUAUACACAUUUUUAAAUGAGGGACUCUGUGUAUGUUCUAGAGGGGAGAUUCUGGCUUCUAGUCAACUGUGCAGUAUAUUGCCAUGAUUCAACAUAAGGCACUGUGUAACUGCAUUGUUUUGAGAGUGUAUAUACAAACUAUUUUUGUAUGAGGUGGGGUGUGGGGGGAAUCCUACAAAGUGCUUUUUAGGUUUUCAUAUCUAAAAUAAAAGACAUGUCAAAUGAUGACAAUGAAAGAUGAUUGCAAGUUAUUACCUUUAUCAAACUGGUUAGUAGUAUUAAGGAUGAAAUAGAGGCCUUGGUUCAGAAUACAUCAU